Molecule: messenger RNA, 38026 nt
Organism: Lymnaea stagnalis (great pond snail)
Lineage: Eukaryota; Metazoa; Mollusca; Gastropoda; Lymnaeidae
Source: the annotation of a GenBank genome assembly
GAACUUCCCUAUCCAAGAUGGCGGAGAAAGUUCGGUCCGAUUGUUAUUGUAGAGUGACUAUAGAAAGAUUUCACUUGGAUCUGUAGCCGCUUCUAAAAUGGCGAACUGCAAGUGGAAUAAGCUGUUGUUGUAAAUAAUGAAACUUCUAUAUAAUUUUUUUUUGGAAAUGUUUUUCAUGAGCAAUUAAAUUAACUUAAAGAAUAGUCUGAAUACAGAUUAAUAGGCUUAAUUUUUAACAAGAGUCAAGAGACACUCAACUGAAUGAAAGCUGAAACUGAAUGUGAAUUAGUUAUUAGGGCUAGGCUUAUUAAUGUUUAAUUUAAGCUAUUUGAAUGUGAAACUUAUAUUCAUUGACCGGUAAAUGUCAAGUUUAGCAUCCCAAAUUAUUUUUCUCUAUAUUAAAUAGGUAAUUUAGGCCAUUUGUUGUAGAAAAGUUAAAAAUGGAGAGGGAUAUUACUCAAGAACUGACCAAAGCCCAAAUGCGGAUCACAUUAUUUAAAUAUAUCAUUUGUCAUUCACUUCCAAUUGACUCAAUUUUUGUAUAAAUUGAUGAGUCUAAGUCUAAACACUUCCACCACAAAUGCUGAAGACAGUUGUGUGAUUGUGAUGGCCAUUGGGUGUUUUGCAGGAUCGAGAGAAUGGCUGGUAAAUGCUUUCUGAUAGAAGUCCUGAAUCGCACUGCAGCUAUUUUGACGGCAGAAAUAGUUGCACAUAUAAAAAUAAUGCUUGGAACUGUAUCUGACAGCUGGGCUGCUUUUGUCUAUAUUCCAAUGAUUCAUCAUUGCAUAUACACUCAUUCAAUGAACUCAUUCUGUGACUGGUGGUUCAUCAGGCUAAUUUUAUUAUAUAAUAUAAUUAUAUUGAUGGUCACACACAAAAUGUAGAAAAGAACUGGAUGAGCGCCAAAAGAAAGCUGAAGAGACCAUAUGGGACUACCAUGGGCGCCCGACGGGGGGGCAAGGGGGGCAUAAAAAAUUUUUAUACAAAAAAUUUAUUAAAGUAAAGAGAAAAUAAAGAGAAAGUAACUUAGCUGAUGUCCGUUCGUUCACCAUACAAAUACGCUACAGUACAUUAAAACUAUAUUAAAACAUUACUAAAAAAUUUUUGCCCCCCCCCCCUGCAAAGUAAAAGGUUUUUUUUCCCCCCCCCCCCCCCCUAGAAAGUUUUCUGCGGGCGCCCAUGGGGACUACUCAUGCACGGUUCCCUUUUUAACCCCAGAAAUUCAUUUUUAUAAACUCAAUUUGUCAUGGAAAUGUUCUAGGAACAUUCCUGGUUGUGAUUACUUACUGAAAAGGUAUCCAGUUUAAACAAGUUGCAAUUGAAACAGUUGAAACAUUAAUAAAGUUUCAUUUUGUGCUUGAAAUAAUAAAUACAAAUUUCUGCCUGUUAUUCUGAAGUUUUCAUCCGGUGCUUCUGUUGUUAAAUUUGUGUUAGGCAAAAACCAAUUAUCUGGGACAUUAAACUUUACUUUCACCCCUAGUCCUACCUCACAGGCCUAAUCCAGGCUAAACAGUAGAGUGGGGCUAAAAUAUCACUAAAAGUUUGUUCUGUAUCUCAAUCUAACUCGUUCUGACUCUGACUGAGUUUUAAAGGAAAUUUAUGAUGCUAUCAUUAGGUUUACUGGUAUCUAGAUUUAGAGGCGUAGCUAGAAUGUUUGGAGUCUGCUGGAUAGGAUUCAUUUUUACCGCCCCCUCACCUCUGAAUCCCAUUAUUUUCUUCAAUAAAUACCAUCAAAGCCCCCAAUAGUGUGGCACCUGGGGAAAUCUGCCCCCUCCCCCUCCUUAGCUAAGCCUCUGUAAAGAUAAACUUUUAAUUAUUUAAUUAAGGUAAAAUAAGAAUAGGCCUAAUGCUAGUCUUAAAAUAUACUAAAGAAAAGAAUUUCUUUUUCUCCCCAUCUUGGAUUAGUUUUUGGAAAUGUUAUUAGUGUUUUAAAACUAUUGCAAUGUAAACUUUUUUCCUGGUCUUUCCAGACUUAACUAGCUCGAUUCUGGAUAUGACAUAAUCCAACAAUUUUUUUUCUCAAGCCUUUUUUUUUUAUAUGUCCCAAUCAUUGCUGGACUGAUAUGUCACACAUUUCUACUUUCAACCACAGGCUCAGAUUUUGUACAACAUUAAUUAAAUACAUUGUUAAUGUGUGUAUUUAAAUGGUAUGUGCCUCAUGUGGUGACUUUAAUUUAACUUAUGUGCAUUCAAAGAAUCAAGAUUUUAAAAAUAAAUAAUGUGGGUGGGUGUUAUGUGAGAUUAUAUCAAAUUUAAAUAAAGGUAAAUUAUGUUCAAAUUCCUAUGUUUAGAACAACCACUAAAGCAUCAGAAAUACAUUCAUGAUUUAGCACAUAGCCAGAAGCGGAGCAGUGCUAAACCAGUGCCUUUUUGGAAAGCUGGAAAACUUAUUUAUCAGAAUUUUUUUUACAAAAGUUGAAAUUUCCUUAUUGCCUACAUCAGGGUCUCAAACUCAAAUCAUCCGGGGGCCGCAGGAGGUAGAGUCUGAUUGAGACUGGGUCGCAUCAAGUAUUCCACAAAAAAUGCGAUUACAAAUUCAUUAAAGUACAACUGUUACAAUCUGCUCAACCUUUAUUAAUAACAAAUAAAAACAUUAAGGGUUCUCAAGAACUAGGCUUCACUUUCUUCCUCCUAAUCAGUGCCUCUUCAUACACAGCUGAGCAACUUUGUCUAGAGUGAGGAAGCAACUGACACCCUCAUUAUGGCUCGAAGAUGCUCAUCAGUAAGUUUGGCCCUGAAUUUUGACUUCUUAACGUUGAUAGUGGAAAAGAGCUUUUCACACAGAUAGGUACCCCCAAAAAGUCAUAUGAUCCACUUGAACAACCUGGAAAUCUCAGUGAAGGUGGAGGGGAAUGCUCUCAUAAAAUGUCCAUACUUGUCUGUUUUUCAAUUAACCUCCCUGAACUUAGAAUUGCACUGAAGAUCAAUCAGCUCCAUUUGAAGCACACAAAAAAGGGGAGUGGGGGGGGGGCAUCUUCCACGUUAAAGGAGAAAGGGUCAGUAAAAAGCUGAAAAGUGGCUGUUUGUGUUUUGAAGUCUAAAAAAUGUGAUCAAAUUCUUCCUGCAGCUUUGCAAUCGCAUCAGUAUACUUACUACUGGUUGGUGUGCCCAAGACCAUGAAUACUUUGCAUGUUGUUAAAUGGCAGAGGUUUCUCUAAGAACCAUAACACAAGUUUUGUACAGAAUGCCCUGGCAUUGUCACAGGCAACACUUACAUGCUACCCCUGGUCGUGUAACUUCUUGUUGAGUACACUCAGCUCCUGUGUAAUGUCAUCAAGAAAAGACAAGUUCAUGAGCCAUUUGGGAUCACUUAGUACAGGAACAACCACCCCAUCCUUCUCCAUGAAGGCUUUAAAUGCUAAAACGUGUCCAAGCAGGAGCAGGCCAUAUUUAUUAAUUAUUGAUGCAAAGGAAGAAGCUAUUGUAGGGAGAAUGAAUUUUGAAUUUUUAUCUUAGAAAAGACAUUUUUUGACUAACCCUAUUUUGAAAACGACCAAGCUGACAGGCUCGGAAAUUCCCUCACUCAUAAACACUAUCAGCAAUAUUAAUAGGGAUUCUUUGAUACUGUGUCGGAUUGCUACGAUUUACACAAUUAUGGUUGUGCAAUACCCAUCAACUUACUUUUUAAAACUUUUCACAAAACCGCACUUUUGCCAUGUUUGUCUCAUAAAAAGCUAUAAAAUAAAAACAUUUUAGUCCAAUUUUAAAACGGUUCUUACCAUUAUCAACAUACAAAUGUAUACAAACAUAAUAAAAAUUAGAAUAAGACUAGUCGGUGAGAUUCGACUGAAACCGUCGCAGAGGGUCACAUUAAAGAUAUGAGAAUGGGGAAAACGCGCCAGUCGUAUUAACACUAAACUUUGCUGUCAUAUAGCGGGCCGCAAAUGGCCUACAUGGAAAUAAUUUAUCUAAACUUCAAGGAAAUUAUAAUUUAAUUAAAACCAGUGCAUGUAAUUAACAUCAAAUUUUUUAAUUAAUUGCUGUCACAUUGUCAACAAAUAAUUGUAAUUGAUUAAGUUAAGACCGACAUUUCUAUUGUAAGUAGCCUGUCUGUCAUGGUUUUCUUUUUCCUCUUUGAAAAAAUACCAUUUUAAAAUGUAUUCUAAUUUGAGAGAUUAUAUUAUAGUCUCUUACUUACAGUCAAAUUAAUUAUCGUUCUAAUUUGUGUUUUAAUAACAUUGGUUACGAAACAGCAAAGCCUCUAUUAGUGGCAUUUUGCAACAUUUUUAAUUACGAAUGUUCAAACCAUUUACCUGCUGUAGACUUGUGUAAUUUUUUUUCUCAAAAACAAUAAUUUAAAUGCUUUCCUGCUUAUGUAGGUAAUGUUACUCAUGUUUGUAUGAUUUUAUACUAAAAAUUAUCCAGGAAUGUUGGUGAAAAAAUGUGAUACCAUGUUCAAAAUAAUCCCUAAAUUGUAUCACAAACUAUGCAAUAUACUUAAAAAUGUGUAAAGGUAUUAGAAUCAAGUUUAAGAGGUUUAUGAAAUUAAAAGAAUAAUUUAAAAUUUCUGAACAUAAGUUUUGAUGCAAACACACAUUGGUAAUUUAUAUGAAACUUUUUAAAUUUUAAGUAUCUGGAUUUACAUCUCAUGAGUUAUUUUUUUGUCAUAGUUUGUAAAUUGAUUUUUGCAUAGUUAUUGGGUUAAAGGAAAUAAAUUGGCUCCGUUUCUCAAUAUUAUUUUACAUAAAAUGUUUCAAUUUCAAUUACUUUUAUUCAGUGUUGAACGUGGUGUUUAAAAAGUGAAAGACAUUGAACAUGCAGACUUGGGCCUUUGAACCUAGAUACCCAUCUAGAGGCUUACAGUAAAUUUUACUUGUCUUAAAAUGGAGUUCAGAGAUAUAAUUGAAAUUCAUCGAUCAAAGCUAGAGCAAACAGUGGAUGUAGAGAAGCUUUAUCACCAACUGCAGCAGGAGAAUGCUAUCACCAUGGAUGAGAUUUCUCUCAUAGAGGAUCUGCAAAGCAAGCCUGCUAAAGUUGGUAAACUUCUUGACAUCCUGCUGUCCAAAGACAGUGCAGCCCUACAGAGUCUGUACUUAGUGUUACAGAAUGUGUACCAACAGUUGCUCACGUCUAUGUUGUCUGACACACAAUUCUCUACUAGCCGGGGAAAGCAGCCAGGUAAUAAUUUUCAAAAGUGAUUUAAUGUUGAUGAUUUUUAGUAUGUUAUAUAUUAGAUAGUUAUCAGGGUCUCCAAUCCCAGAAAAUUGUGUAUUCAUGAUCGCUUAAAACUUCAUUUGCACUCCACAUUUUGGUUUUAAGUGAAAUGAAUUAAAUUUGAGUCAGUGUUCAGAUUUAAAACUCACUAAAUGCUCUAAGGAUGAGAUGGCCUCAAGCAUCAUUACAUACGUGGAAUUAUCAUUUUUUUCACCUUCAGCCCAUUGAAUUGUUAUAUAAUUAAACUUAAGACAUUUAACAAUGUAGUCAUCUUCUAUUUCAGAGGAGUCUUGUUCAACUUCUGUAACCUCAGAUUCAGAAGAUGAUGUGAGUCAAGGACAGAUCAGUACUGGUUAGUAUUAUACCAUAAAAAUUGCACAAUAUCAUCAUCUGGAUUCAUUUUAUUUUCUGUAGUUAAGUGUUGAAGCUGGCAUUCAUUUGGUUUUCUAAUUUUGUUUUAAGAUUUUUUUUCUCUUAUGUUGUAUGAAACAAAAUUUGGUGAGGAUUUAUAUUGCCUAUCAUACAAUCUACUACGGUACUCCACCCAAAAUCUCUGAAAAAUAUUUUGACUAAGUCUCACAACCCCUACAAAAGUAACCAUAUUUUAAAAUAAUUACUUAGAUCACUUUAGAAUUACAGAGAGACGUGUUGAACUAAGUCGAUGAACUUUAAUGAAGAUUUUAACAAUUAUUUAAACAUUAAUAUCAAUAGCCAUUUUUUUCAUUAUAAAACUCAUUUCCUUGAGUCCGUUGUUUGCAAGCGCUUGUUUUUUUUUAAAUUAGAGAACUUUGGUGCACUACUAUUGUAAUUGUAGUUUCAGAUUGCUUGAUGUUUUUCUGUAUUGUAUAUAUUGCAAUGCACAUUAGCAGUACCCACAGACCUAUGAGAAAUAUUAUUAAGAUGAUUGCUAGUAAUGCUCUAAAAGAGCUUGAAUUUAAUAGAUGAACAUAAGAAUUGCUUAAUUGGACACUAACAGAAAGUUGAUUGCAGCUUUCAUGGAAGUAAAUGUGGCCCUCAUCUAAUUAGCCACAAGAACAUAGAAUUACAAAACAGGUUACAGAUUCAAUUAACUUUAUAUUUAUUGGUAAGAUGCAAGGGAGUGUUAUGUUGGUUUAUAAUUACAAUUCUUGUCCAACUGGUCUAUUAGUAAUUGCAACCUUGAUUGUCAGCAUGCCUCAUUAGCCCAUGAUUAUGAUAAGACAAAGCCUAGGCAUUGUUUCAAGUCCACUAAUGAUCCCCUCCCUGGCUGUAGGGAUCAAAUAUCUAAAUUUGUUAAGUAAAAGUCACUUUGGUCAGAGCAAUGAUAAGAAGGCCUUACACGUUGCUAGGUAGAACAACCCUCUUGGCCUCUAAAAUUGAAGAUCCUCAAAUAAUAUUAAUUUUAACCACAGAGAUGACCUCUUAGUACUGGGGAUGAAAUUAGAAAUUUUAAUAAAUGGUUUGGUGCAUUUAAAAAAAAAAAUUGAGCAAUCCCAAAAUCCUAUAUAUUGCCACAAUGCAUAAUCAAGAAAAUUAGAAAAAAAAAUGUUUAUCUUUGGUGCAUUGCUUUUAUUUUACUUCAGAACUUUGAUAAUAGGGUUAGGGAUAUCCAAAGCAAAUUUCAGGCCGUUUAAUUAAUUUUUUUCCCAUUUUUAUAAUAAGCAAAAAUUAAAGAUAAAAAACGCACCAAAUUUGACUUGAUGUCAUUUGUUGGUAACUAGUAGCCAAAUAUUUAUAGUGAUCUCCCUCCAAUGUUUUAACUUGCUUCCUCUGGUUUUAAGAUUAUAGUUCUUUUGCAUUUCCUGUAAAAAUAUUAUAAUAUUGUUGUUUUAGCACCCUAGUAACCAAGUGUAAACAAUGGUUGCUAUGCCAAAUUUACUGAUGAGAAAGAACAUAAAUAUGCAACAAAAAAGAAAUGCAUUUAAAUGUUAAAUUAUAAGUUAAAUUUGUAGUCAAAAUUUUGCAUGUAGAUUGCAAUUAUGCACUAACUUUAAUUAAAAAUGUCAAAUAUCACAAUUUUCUAACAAAUUUUGGGGGAUGAGCUACCUUAAUUAAGGAUGGAUUGAGGUGGCUGAGUGGUCAAGUAACUCAAUACAAAACCUCAGGCAUACUCAGACAACUGCACUCUGAGUAGAUGGGUCUCAUCAACUUUGAUGGUGGCUUUUGUCAAAGAAGGAAACUCUGAUUAAAAACCUCUGCAGCCUUGUGCCUACAGACACAUGGUUUAAGGCUGAUGGGAGACAACUCCAACAGAAAAAUCUGGAGAUUGAAUGUCGUAGGUGGUAUGACACUUACUCAAUGAAAAUACCUGCAAAUCAUGCCAUGUCUAUGGGUCCAAGCCCUAUCAUCCAAUUUCAUGUUCCCUUUUGUUGACUAGCUGCUUGGAGAGACUUUUCCGCUUUCUAGGAUCCAGCUUAUUCUCCUUAACAAAAUCCCAGGGAUGGUGAUUUCAUUCAGCAUCUCACCUUGAAAUGGACAGAUGCCAAAAUUAAAAUUUUAUGUUAAGGAAAAGGUGUUGAUUUAAAUCAUAAAAGAAUUUUUCAGGAAUUUUAAUUAGAAAAAUAUAUUAUUAGAAUAUUGCGUUGUGCAGUUAAUCACUGUACAGUUAAUAUAUUCACUUUUAAGUUGUAUUUUAAAUUGAAGUUUUGUAAUAUUUUUGGGGUACGAGAAUGAUUUUCUUAGGUUUAUGUUUUAUCUCUUAUUACUCUACCCAAUUUCUUGUAAUUUUGCAGUUUUAUUUAGGUUAGUUUCAAGUAUGGGUCAAAUAUUUGACCCAAUAAUGCUACCAUACCCAUUUCUACCGCCUGACUUCUUAAUUUUUUGAAGACAAGUAUUGUCAUUGGGAAUUGGGGGUGGGGGGGGGGGGGGGGGGGGGGGGCAGGAUGUAGCUUCAUUAGUUCUAUUCAUUCUAUAAAUAAGAUAUUUCCUGUUAUGGAUCUCAGCUCAGCUCAAUUAACCAAAGCUUAAUCAGAAGUUCUAAAGGCAGGUUAACAGAAACCCCAAAAGAUGUUUUACAAUGUGAAGCUCAAUCAAAAGCUUUGUGCCAGAAACAGUUUAUAAUAUUGAAAUAUCAUUUAUGGUAAAAAGUACUGUUUUGAAAUUGAGACAACAGUAACUCAGUAAGCUUAUAAAUUAAUUUUGCCUCUAUAAAGUAACAACCUUUCAAUAAUGUUUUAGAUGGGAGCCAUCUAAUAUAGGCUAAUAUAUAGAAGCAAAAUGCACAAUAGCACAUUAGCAGGGAUUUUAAAUUCCAUUGAGAGUUUUGGAUAAUUAAGAGAAUCAAGUUAAAAAUGAUGUUUUUAGUCUUUGAAACAGAGUUUUUGAAACCCUUACUUUAACAGUCAAGUUAACUGAAGAAAAGCUCAUUACAUUGACAAAUUUAACUGUUUCCAUAAGCAAUACCAUAUCAGUAUUUUGAAUUUCAUUUAUGAAAUUUAUGCUAUGGCUAUGAUGUUAGUUUACUUUAUAAGUUAUAAAUAUAAUAUUACUGUGCACUUAAAAUGAACUAAAAGAGCCUGAUUAAUGUAAUUUCUUAAUUAGUAUAUCAACAAUUAAAUCUCUAGCUCCUGAUAAAAUGCUUUUUUCUUAAAGAUUGUUAAACUUGUUGGUAGUUUCAGCUGUCAUCCUCUACAUCAUAUCUUAUUUAACUUACAUUAUUAUCUUUCAUACAUUAUUACAUUCAUGUCUUCACUCAUUUUCUAUUACUUUUCACAUUCCUCUGUUUUGUUGUAAGAGAUUUUUUUUUUACUUACAAGGUAAAGGAAUCUAAAUAGGUAUAUAUAUAUAAUUAAAUAUUUCUGAUUGUUUCAUUUAUCCUUAUAAAUAUGAAGUAUCUGUCUUGAAUCAACAUGUCGAUGGAUGUGUCAAUUGUAAAUUACCAAUUGUAUUUUUAUUCUUGGAGGUAUAUUGAAGUCACAUUAAGUGUAACAUUGAAUAUAUGUUUCUUAACUCCAAAGAUGCUAGGCAACAAGAUUUUAAGAUUCGUUCAACAAUGACCAAAAUCAUCCCAUCACAUCAGUAUGAUCCCAACAGUACAAUAAGUAGCAGCUUUCCCACCUCACGGUAUGUUUUACAAUGAGACUGUGUCAUUUGUUUAAUUUUAACUUAGUUCGUGCUGACAGAUAUUUUUUGAGAUACAUAUAAUUUAAUUAUAAUAAAGCCACAUAUUGCCUCAAAGACAAAGUGGAAUAUGGUAAAAUGUAAAAUUGAAAUUUCAUGAAGAAAAAUAAUUAUUUGCAAAGGAAAUUUCUUAUGCAUUUGGUCUUUCUUAUGCAAUUUGUCUUUUUAACCUUUUACUUUAAUGUCAAUUGUUUUUUUUAAAUAUUUUUCCAUUAAUAGCGAACACCUGAGCCCCUUCUCAACCAGUAUUGAACAUACUUCCCCAAGUUUAGCGUCACUAUGUGAUGCUUUCCCUAAACAUGGAUACCCUGAUAAAAAUUAUGGCUGGUUCUUUGGGCAGUUUGAAAAGGCUUUCAAAGAGCUGCAAGUGCUCAAACAGCAAAAUGCUGAAAUGAUGGGCAUGAGAGACCGCUAUGAUCAGGUUUGUUAAAUCUAAUAUCACUUUUUAUUUGACACAUAAAAUGCAAACGAACUCUCCCGCAAUAACACUGGCAAAGAAAUAACUUCAUGGAAUCCUUAAAGACAAUGUGUGUGUAACAAAAUGUCUCUUGUAGAAUGCUAAGCAUCUUAAGUAUAAAUAGUAAAGGUGUUAAAAAAUUGUGAAUGGUUUUAAUUUAGUUUUGGUCAUGUUUUAAUGUUCCCUCCUAAAGAAUGUGACUUGUUUGUUAGAAUAAGAAAUAUAGUAGUUUUUCUAAAUUCCAAAUGAAAACUUCUAAAUCUGUUUACAUCUUCACUUAAUUUUCUAAAAGUUUAUUCUUUUAUAAAAAAUAUUGGUGAAGAGUCUAAUAAUUUUUUAUAGCAGUUUGAACAAAUAAAUCAACUUAUGUUUAAGCACUCUAACUAGGUGUCAAAAUGUUCCCAUGAGAAAGUGAAUAACAGCAGUGAAAAAUCCUAUAGCUUUUUCCACUGUUGUUCAAAUACAGAAAAUCAAUAAUUUCUCAUCUUCUGGGCUAGCAUUGGCUAGUAUGCAGUCAUCAUUAUUUUUAGAAUUUGUUUACUAUCAGCAUUAUUCCCCCAUACAUGUGAGGUAAGACCUCCUUUCAUAGUCUAUAGGCAAUUUUUUUGCAAGGAAGAGAACGUAAAAUAUUGCUUAAAUUAAGUGUAAAUUUUCACCUGCAUUUUCAAUAUCUAAUAAUGACAAAAGCUAACUUAAACUCUAUAUGCUUUAUUAAAUCCUAACUUCAUUUAAUUGAAAUAGAUUGUCCGCUUAUUAGCAGCUGAAACAUUUUGAAGAAGAAACUGUUAUAUGUAAUUGAAUAUGGGUCAUCCUUUUUUAUAAAAAUUCCUGUUACCGAACAAUUGUGCAGGUUGGACUCCUGUAAUACCAUUCCACCAGCAGAAAGGGCCUGUUUAGUUGUUGUUUUCACUGGAUGGGCUGUGUUUGUGUUGAUCAAAUGAAUGUUUGUAUCCGAUGGUCACAGGGACUAGAAUCAGAAACAGGAGUAAAUAAGAAUGGCUAUUGUUGGGACAACUUUAAGUAAUGGUUGAUAAUUUGAGUAUUAAGUUUAGAUAUUGUAAGGCUAUAAAGGAAAUUUUUUAAAAAAUUUUUUCAUUUGUUUAAACUAAAACAUUUUAAUCAUAAUUAUUUUGUGUGUAAAAGAGCAAGUAAUAAGCAGUGUUUAAUGAAAAUUGUUAUAUUCUUUUUUUUUCCAUUCCAUAUUAUUGGGGAAUGGAUCACACAGCUGUGGAAUAUGUUGGUGUCGUUCAGAUUUUAAAAUCUAAUACAUGCUUUCUUCUUAGUGCAACAACUAAUUUAAUAUUGGUAAUUCAUGUGCUAAAAUGAGGAGACAGGUAAUCUUACACUUAACUCCUGUUGUAUCAAGUAUGAUAAAUCCUGCUCAAAACUCUGUCAAUGGUGAAUUUUCAUAUUAUUUGUUCCUUUCAAUUUCAGGUUUCCAAAGAGGUCAAGCAGCUGCGUAGCAAGUACCAAGCUGAAGCACAAUGUUUGCACAGUGCCACUCUUGAGAUUCAUGCCCUGAAGGAAGAGCAAGGAGCACUGCUGGCAGAGAAGAAUCAGCUGCACGAUGAGAUUGCUGGGCUUCAGAAAUUGAGAUCUGAAGAUAAGCACGAGCUAUCUGAAUUAAGGCACCAGCAGAGAAAGGUAUGGUGUUGAAUAUCUCUCUGAGCUGCUUAUCUUAACAAUUUAUCAGAUAUAAAUUGUGAUUAAUUCAAUUAUAAAUCCCAUGCUGCACCUGAAAUACACUUUCUUAAAAAAGGGCAUAGAACUUGAAAAUAUCACAAAUAAUAAUUCUCUUUGUGUGUAGGACUGCAAUGUUGUGUUCAAUAGAGGGUUUCAACAGCGUGCAAAAUAAAAUUCCCAGAAGUUCGUACUUAUUGGGAUUCUUAUAAAGUGCGCUGCUUGAAUGGGUGUUUUGUCAAGAAACUUUAGUAGACACGCAUUGCUGACAUCAUUGUUUGGCAGGCUAGUUCUUUUCUAGUCACUGUAGGAAUUUAUGCUAGUGAUCUUUGUAAUAUCUUAAAAUAGACUUUUUCUUCAUUAUGUUCAGAAUUGUUUAUAGUUUCUGUGGCAUACAACACCUCCCCCUCCCCCCCAUAAAUCUGCCUCAGUUACCUCCUUAUUUUUUUACUUGUUCCCUUUCCUGGGUUUUUUUCCCGUAGCAUCUAGAUCUUUUUCUAGCUGGUUUGCUGGCUUACUGGAGGUUAUACAUAGUUGAGUCUACAACUACUAGAACUCACAUAAUGUUUAAUAACACAAUUAUAUAGUAAGUGAGAAGUUAAAUUUCAGUCUGUGAAAGAAACAAACCUUGCAAAAAAUUUUGUAAACGCAUUGAAAUAUAUAUUAUAAUUUAUUUUUUUUAACAUUGAAAGGCUGCCAGUGAGUGUAACUCUAAUGAUGGCAUGGGAGAGAUGUAUGCAUCAAUGCUAGACAAAUAUGAAAACAUGCACAAAGAUUAUGAUGUGCUGCGGGAAAAGUAUGCUGAGUUGGCAUCCUCUCACAGUUCAGCUUUGGGAAGAUUGGACAGUAUAUCUGAAGAAAAUGUCAACCUGCGUCACCAGCUUGAAGAUGUACAAAGCAAAAAUGAAGCGUUGUCUUUAGAGAGAAAUGGCCUCAAGCAGCAGUGCACCAAUGCCAUCAGGGAGUGGAACCAGGUUAGCAUACAUUCAAGCAUAUUUUCCGAUUGGUGUAAUUUUUCCCAAUCUUACUAACCUUCCUCAGGGUUCAUAGAAAUAUUUCUUUAGCCUAGAAAGGAUAAAAGCUAAAGUUUUUGAACAGUUGACUAUAGAUUUAGGAAGUAAUUUUACUAAAACUAACAUAAUAAUUUGUGGGGCUUAUUUCAAUAAAAACUGCAAUCCAGAAUUGGUUCAACGGUAGUUUGGUGGAGAUAGUUUUAAAAAUCUGGUAUAAACAAAAAAAAUGAAUGUUGAAAUUGGCCUACUUAAGGUAUUUGUUUAAUAUUUAUUGAAAUAUGCAUUUUUCAUCAGCUAAUCCUAUCAUAUCAUAUCAUAUUUUAGUUCAACAACUUUCCACAGACAUUGAUAAACCUAAGUCAAACCAAAGAAAAGCUGGCCAUGGUUAUCAAGCAGAGGGAUGAAUACUGUUUAGACUUUAACCAAACAUUUGCCAAGCAUGCUGAACUCAAGAAGAACUGUGAAGCCUUAAGGAUUGAGAAGGAUGCUGCUGUUAAAGAAUAUGCCCUAGUCAUGUCUGAAAGAGAUACUGUACACAAGGUCAGUUGGUGAAAGCAAAUUCUAUUUUAAGACUGUUCAUUUUAAUUUUUGAAGAAAAUCAUGUCACCUUUUCUUGUGGUUCAAGGACAAUAAGUGGUGAAGAAUUUGUCUAUUGUUUAAAAAAAAACUUAAACAGGGUUUCCCCAAACUGGUAUGCGGGGAAAAUUGCUUUUAAAAUGGAGAAGCCAUUGAUCUGAUAUAUAAGACAAGAUUUUUUAAUUUUUUUUUUAUAUCUUUAUUAAACUUUUAAUGUAAAUAGUCACAAGUUCAUUUUCUAAGCUCUACAAUUCUCUUUGUAAUAUAUUUUUUAAAUAAUUAUUUGAAUUAUUUUCAAAUUUAAAAUGCAUUUUUACUUUUGCAGCAGUGCAAGGAUAAGAAAAAAAAAUUGUAAGGGGUGUUAGACUUUAAUUCAAACAUUUAUAGGAGUUGCAGAAUGUAGAAAAGUUUGGGGAACUCUUUUUAGAAAUAUUAUCCAGAUUAUUUUGUCUUUAAAUUGUUUAUAAAAUUAAAUUUUGUUUUUUUUAAAUAAAUUUCUUCUUUUUUAAACUAUGAAUUAGUUUAAGGGUUUGAUUGCAGGUGGAACUAAUUCUUAUUCAAACUUUAAAAUAAAAACUGUAUGUUUUUUCUUUAUUCUUUGUUAAUCAUUUUACUUCUUAAAUUCCAUUUAAUACUCUGACUAAUGGAGAAAUCAUUGAAAGAACAUUUAUAAUUUAAUUGAUGUACUUUUCUACCAUUAUCUAAUGACUACCUUUGCUCACUGCACUUUUUAUAGUCACUUAUUUUAUUCUCAAAAAAAUAUAUAGUUGUAAAUGAGAAAAAAUUUUUUUAGGAGAUUGAACAGCUGCAGGACAAAUUGGCUUCAGUGAGCAAACUUGUGGAGGUGUUGACAAAUGAGAAGAAGGAAAUGGAAAUUGAACUGGAGUCUUUGAGACGCGACAUGGCCGGUGUGUUGUCAGAAAGAGACAAAUACAGACGAGAGAGAAACGAUAUCAGCGGAAUUAAUCAGGUAUUUGUCGCUGUAUUUAAAUAUUUUGCACUUUGAGGACAUGACUUCUAUAUUACUUGUCAUAAAUAUACAAAUGCCAUUAAAACACUUACAUUAUAUUGAAUGGUAUAGUUUACUACCAUUUCAACAUACAGCUUUAUUUAAUUAAGCCUUUGAAAGUUGAAGCCCUCAAUAAAAUGUUAAAUCAUGCAAAAUUUAGUUGUCGUUGACUGAUGCCUCACUUAAGUUGUGACGAUCUUUAUUGUUUCUUGAAUAAGCAGGGUUUGAAACAUGAAAGGCUGGACUUUCAAAAGCGCAUGGAACAGCAACGAGACAUUGCUUGGAAAGAACGCAAUGAGGCGUAUGAACAGAUGGAACAAAUGGAACAAAUUAUCAAAGACACUUAUGAAAAGACUCACAAGGAGCGUGCUGAAGGGAUAGAAAAUGUUAUUAAAGAAUCGGAAAACCUAAAAAAACAGCUGGAAAAAUUAAAAAUUGAUCUGGAAAGUGAGUAUUUACAGGAAAGGGAGUAUUUACAUUAAUUUAAGACAGGAAAUCAUUAUGCUUUGUCCUUUUACGUGAGUCUUUAUACUAAAGAUAUAUUGACUAAUUCUGCUCUAUUAUUUGAAUUGUGGUUAAAAUGCUCAUUAUUAAUAAAUAUUCAAUAUUUUCAUAGAUUUGAGAGAACCCCCAAAAUGAAAUUAAAUUUUACUACCACAGAUUCUGAGCAAGAAGCUGAAAAUGCCAACAAGAACAGAGAUAAAGCAUUCAGUGAGCGAGAUAAAAUAGUCCAAGAGAGAGAAAGCAUUCGUACUCUCUGUGAUAACCUUAGAAGAGAUAGGGACCGGGCUGUUAGUGACCUGGCACAAGCUUUGAGAGAUUCUGAUGAGUUUAAAAGGCAGAAAAAUGAGGCAGUGAAAGAGCUCAAAGAAAUUAAGUGAGUGAUUUAAAUGGUGAUCACUUUAUGGACACUCCUUUAGGCCCCCAAGGUGUGAUUGUGUUUCAACUAACCCUGAAAGCAAUUUGUGAUUCCAGACAAUGCGUGGCUUGAGGCUUUUAUUUUUUCUGAUGCCAGAACCUGGCCUGUUCAGUUAGUUAAAAAUAUUUAAAAUUAAAUUGUGCUUUAACUGAUUUAUUUAGCAUAAAAUUCAUUGCAACAGAUUGCACUGACCUAACCUGAUUCAAUAAAGUUUGAGCUGUUGAAUAUAUUAGUUUUAUUACUAGUUCUAAAAAAAGAAAAAAAUCAUUGAAAGAAGCAACAUUUGAGUCCACCCUCAACUCAGUACUUUCCAAACUUUCAUGUUGGCGACACACAUUCAUCCUUUCGUGACACAGUAAGUCGCUUUAAAUAGUAUAUCGAGGAUUAAACCAAAACAUUUUAAGACAUACAGACAUAAGCAAAAAUUGAAAUUAAGUAUUGUGUGGGGACACAACAUAUCUCUUGAAAACCUUUUAUUUAUGAUUCUUUAAAACUAGCUUUAUUUGAUUUUGAUAAUAAAAUACAUUUCGAAAACUGUUGAAUUUUUUGAAUGAAAAUUAAUCAAUAGUCAAAAUGCGCUAGAGUUUAUAAACUCUGAUUCUGAAACCAGUAUUGAUAUCUGUGGAAUGAUCUCAUUGCAAUGUAAACCACUUCCAAAUGUGUUAUCUGCAAAAGGGAUCUUAAGUACUUCGCCAAAAUUUAGGCCCGAACAUAUUUCCAAAAACAGCACAGCAAGAUUCAUUGAAGUGGUUUUAGCUAUAAUGUAUGGAGCCUUGUUUUUAGCAGUUCUUUGAACAACCAAGAAACCUGCCUCUUAAUAUGUGUUCAUUCUUCAUUGUUUUGCUCAAUAAUGCAGACUGCUUGUUUUUGAAAUCUCACUGAAGUAUUCAAUCAGUUUAUGUGACCAAGGACAGUGUUUUGAUGUAAAAUGACUUGCCAAAUUUUUGUCAAAUUUUGUGUUUUAUACUAAUUAAUUUUAAUUUUGUCAAAAGUUGACUCAGAUGAUGAGUUGGGUAGCAAUUCAGAUGUAAUUAUAGAUUACUCAUUGGUUAAUUAUGCUAGCUGCGGUAAUAAAGAUUCCUGAUAACCUAAUUUUCAUGGGGGGAAGGGGGGGGGGGUUGUGUUGGGAUGUUAUGUGUUUUUUAUGCUAUGCGGAUAUAAAGAGUUAAUGAUCUGCAAUGAUGAGAGCAAAACUAAUCUGUAUAACCUAAUAAAUAUAUUAUAAGUAUUUUAUCUUAAUGUAUAGGUGUGUAACAGGAUUAAGAUAUUUUAUGCAAUUUUGAAUUUAACAGGAAUUGCUAUGAGGCCUUGGUAGAGAAGGACACUAGACGGCAGCAGCUGCACUACAUAGGGCACAACCAUAGCCGAGACUCGGCUAUUGAUGCUGACCUCCAGGACCUAGGCACAGAGACUGUUGAGAUCCCUGUAGAGCUGGUAAAUGUUUUACAAUUUUUGUAAGGAAUUGGUUUCUAUAAGCAAAUAAGAUUUUUACUUUUUUAAAAUAUUUUGUGAAAAAGUUUUAAGAUUUUUAAAUUAAUCAAACUUUUUUUUUCUCUGUUUUUGUUUUUUUUACAAAAACCUUGAUUUUUUAAACUAUAAACCAUGUUUGAACUAUCUGUGCUUCCCCUUUUUGUAUCAGAAAUAUGUUGGACCUGGAGAGAUGGGUUUUGACAUGAUUGGUGGUAAGGAUGAUCCUCAGUUUCACAAUGACCCUUCACUGAUUGUUAGCCAUGUGGCCAAAGGUGGUACAGCCGAGGGCAAACUCCGAGUGAAUGACACCAUACUGAGGAUCAACAGCUUGGAUACCAUCAAUGUAGACAAGAGAACAGCCCUGCAGGCUCUCUGGAAGAGCUCUGGGGCUGUGAGCUUGGUAAAUAGGAUUUGAUGAUUUUAAAGUGUACCAAGCCCGUUGAGUUGUUCCACUUCAUACUUUCAAAAUUUUCAAGGGUAUUCAAAUAGAAUGAUUAGGUUGCAUUAAUUGGAAUUAAUAUUUGGUAUUAAUGAAAACUGGAAGCUAUUCUGAGUGUAAACCUAUGUUGCUAAAACUUGCUAACAAAAGUGUAAGAGUGCCUAAACAAACGUCUAUUUUUUUACUUUGUGUACCAUGAUUUAUUUUAAUUACGUAAAUGGCUUAUUGAAGUGUCUUCUGUUGUCUUCAGCUUGUGAGAAGGCGGAAGCUUAGCCAUGCUAGAAUCUGGCAGCCUGUUCAAAUUGUGGUAACUUGUCAGAAAGGUAAAUCGCCUAUUAAAAAUGUUUGGCCUGAUAUUUUUUUUUUUUUUUAAAUGUUCCAGUUUUAUUCCUGUGUUAUAAAAAUUUCAGAAACAGUCAAUUUGAAAACUGUCACAUCCUGUAAGAACCAGGAACAUUACAAUUAAUAAUACAAUUUAUUAUAAAAAAUAUUCAUUCGAUUCUUAAACCACUUUCUUCUUCUUCUUCUAUAUCUUAAGGGCCCACGAUCAAUUUAUUGAUCAUUUUGGCUCCUAUGCAUGUAGAUGGGAUUUGCAAUGUUUCUGUUACUGGUGUUACUUUUUUGUAUAAUAUAUUUUUUUUUGAAUAAUUUAUAAUUUUGAAAUUUUAAGUGAUCUGUAUUUAGUUGCUAUAAUUUACUACUAUUUACUAUAAAUAAUUUUUAUUUAAAGAGAGUUAUAAGCUGACUGCUUUUUAUUUAGACUCCGGUAUACAGAUUGACCAAGGUCUUUUCAUAAGUCGAAUAUGUCCAGGUGGUUUAGUCGCCAAAUAUGGAAUGCUACCUUGUGUUGGAGACAGAAUCAUUAGUGUAAGUUUUUUUCUACAAAAACAAAAAAAUAAGCUACAUUGACCAAACAUGGGGUAAUUUUAGCCGAAAUACGUUAUCUUUUAAUUUUUUGAAAAAGAGAUGACAGAAUUUUGAAAGUCAGAAUUAGCAGAGACUAGGUUAUAGACAUCAGACUGACUUAAUAUACUUACCAAUGUGUGACAUCAAAACAUGGAUGGCUUGCAUGAAUUAUAACAUCGCACAAUUACUCAAACAAUUGAUUAAAUUAUAUACUGAAGGGCUAUGUUCUUGUCUUUCUGUUAGAUCAACAACACAUCAGCUGAAGGCCUUUCAGCACGGGACGCCAUGAGGAUUUUGGAAACAUCCACAGACUCACUUGUAUUGGAUGUUUGGAGACAGAAAUCUCCACUCAGCUCUGCUGGAUCUUCACCCACCCCUACCUCAACAGGCAUCAACUCCCCACUGCCUGAGGGUAUUGCUGUGUCUUGCAGCAUGAGCAAGUCUGACACUCUUGCCAUCCGCAGCAGUUCAUGGGAGACUCCCAGUGAUGCUAGUCGAAGUGUUGAGGGUAUAAAAAUUCUGCAGAGCAGUGGUUCACAGACAGAUAGUUUAGAUAGCCCUGGGCCAAGUCCACGGAAGGCUCUACGCAGUCAAGAAAAUGACAAAGUCAGGCACAGUUUGCCCAUGCUGGACAGAGCUAAGGAAAAAGUAGAGAAUUUUUUCAAAUCUCGUCAUAAGAGUCAAGAAAGAGAGAAAGAGCAAGAGGACAAGAAGGAUAAGGUUGAUGAUGGGUUGCAUGAACAGGGAAAAUCCCUUCACAAACUGGUAGAGGACUGCAGUACUCAAGUUAAUCUACAGAGCACAGAAAACGUCAUUGCCGAAUUCCCAAACAAUACUGUGUAUACACAACUAAACAACCACAGCAAUGCCAAUAGUGAAAACAGGCCCUCAAGAUCUUCUCGUAAAGGAGAGCUAGAUUUUGAUAGUAACAGUGGGACCUGGCCUAAAACUAGAGGCCAGCAAAUCAGUAACACAUCUGGACCACCUACUGUUAUUUUUGCUCCUGGUCAUAAACCAUUUAAAGAGCGACCAAGCAUCAAAGAUGUUUUUACCAUCAAUCCUGACAACUGCCCCUCUUCCCAUCAUAACUCUCAAACGCUGGACUCCAAUAAAUACUUUGCUACACCAGUGGCACAGUCAUCGUCUGCGUUCUCACCUACCACCCCUACAACAUCGCAGUCUGUACAUAACCUUCCCCCAACACUCACAACGCCCGUGUCCUUUGCGCCAUUCUCCAUUCCAGUGUCUUCAAAAUCUCAGUCUCACUUCUCAGUGGGCAUCAUGCAUCCCCACGCGGGCAUCGUAGCUGGUCGGGGGCCGCCCGCUUUUGUCAACCCCACACCAGCUCAGAGGUAUGGGACUGUGCCCUCUCAUAAACAUGGAGUGCCCACACGGAGCUUGGUGUCCUCACAUCAGCCAUGCAUACAGCCAGUUGUUAUACCAAAUGGGAAUUCUGUGCCACAGGAAUUCAAAUUCGAUUCAUCUAACCCUAGAAUAGCAGCUAAAGGUCAACAGGUAAUUUCUUUAUUUUGUUGUCUAGUCUUUUAAUUAAGCUUUAAAUACUGUCAUAAAUUUCCUCUUUAUCAUUAAUAAUCUCAAACUAAAGGCAGAUAAGGCUGAUUUUAAAGCUGCUAUUGCUCUGUUCUAGUUCUGUGGUCCCAUUUGUAAAAGUUGGAAGAAAUUUUGUUGUUUCUAACCCAACCCGUUUAUUCAAGAACACCACUUGGAUUAUUUCCUAAAAUCUUUGAGAAGUUAAUGUUUGUGAGGCAAAGUUUCUUCCGCUAAUGACCUGUGCUAAUUUGAUUUUGAUGACUAUUCUUUUAAUUUUUGAAGUUAUUGUUAGUAAAAUAAUUGUUUCCAAUUACUCUUUUUAAACUUAAGUUAAUUAGAAGCUAUUAAAAUGAAUUUUAACAGGGGAAAUCCCGCAGACCAACAUCUGUUCCACAUAAACCAGACUUUCACUGGCCAACUCAAGCACCCAUUAACUGGACACCUGGUCGUAUCCCCUCUGAUUCACCCAUCAGCCAACCACAAGUACAAAACCUGGGUGGGCAAAGUCACCAUUUAAGUAGCUCACCAGGAAACCUCAGCGGGUCUCUAACGAAUGGGAGUGGGCUACCUCACUACUAUGUUGGAGUCAACUCCCCAUCAUCCCAUAUGCUGUCCAGCCCACCACCCUAUGGAAUGAGACCAGCCUCUAUAGAGGUACCCCACUCUAUGAAGGUGACUGACUUUGCCAGUGAUAUAUAUGAUAGACGUCGAAUGGCUUCACCUGUUGCCCAGGGAUUGAUUGGGCGUCCACCAACAUACCAUCAGUAUCAUCCUAUCUCUACAGUGUAAGUACUGACCGAUUUUUAUGCAGCUUUUUGCUCUUUAAAAAUAAUACGGAACUAUUGUGUUAAAAUGCUUGGUCAAGUUAAAAAUGUUUUAAUGCUUGUUAACUAUGAAAAAUGUUUAUUGUUCAUUACUUAAUGUGCAAUUGUAUUCAAGAAAAAUUUUACUUAGCUUUGAUUAGCAAGGACAUCUUACAUUUUCCCAAUGCCACCUAACUGUAACAAUGAAAAUUAUAACCAUUUUUCCUACUGUUAAUCGCACAUUUGAUGGUGCAUCCGGGGCAUAAAUGUAGAAAAGCUGUAAAGUAGUUUUUGUUCUAAGAAAACACUUAAAACAUUAAAAAUGGUUUUCCCUUGAAAGGAAUUGCUGUCCUUGAAUUGAUAAUUUUCUUCAACGCUGCUACUCACUAUGAAACAGAAGAAAAAAAUGUUUAAAUACUUAAAUGGUACCACACAGGAAUUUUAUUAAUUAUUAAAGUGAGUUGAACAAUUCUAAAACGUCAGGGUUUUUAAUGUUUCCUUUUUAUUCUGGUAGCUGUAAAUGAACCGGAAAGAUGUUGCUUUUUUUCUGCCUAGGCAAUAAAUUUUUAAUCCUACACCAAGUUCAAAGCAGUCUUCUGACUUAGGUUGUUGAGAUUUUUAACGCAAAGUUUAACUCCUCAAGAAAUUUGUUUUUUAUUAUGAAGCUUUGGAUCAUUUCAUUGAUCUUAUAAGGUUCUGCUAAGCAAAUGUUUCACUUGUAUUUUUUAGCUCAUCCUCUUUGGGCUCAGCUUCUCAACACCCAGUCCUCUCUUCUCCAAAUGGAACAUUCCCAGUAAUAAGUCCAUUAGACUUGGAGCAUGAGAGACCUUUGUCUUUCCAUGGAGCACCCACUGAUCGCUACAGCUCACCAAGUCCAUCUCAAAAGGUAUGUUUUUUUCUGUUUUGUGUCUGUCAAUACUGUCAUGGAGAUUAAAGAAAAAAAUCUUUCUUCAGAAAAUUAAGAUGGUGCAAAGCUCAGGGUCAUUAUGUUUGUAUGUAUGUAUGUAUUUUAAUCAGUAACUUUAUAACAAGAAAAGCACACAAUAGAUCACAACCAAAUUUGACAUGGUCAUACCUCCUGACCUAAAGAGGGUUCCUGAAAAAUUUUGGUCAAAAUCCCUUUAUCCCAAAAGCUGUAUUAAUUACAAAAUAGUAAAAUCUAGAGAAUAAUGCUGAAAUAAUUUAAUUUUCAAACAGUUUUAUGAUGCCACUAUAAAUAUCUGGGAAGUUAUAAGAAAAAUGAAUUUUAAUAAGCCAUUAUUCAGAAUGGUGCGCUUGUAAACAUGUAUUAAGCAAAGGAUUUCGCUUUUAAAGAUACAUCAAAAGAACAAAUUAUCAAAUAUGUGGGCUUCGGGGGCAUUUUGGGGAGUUUGCUCCUGCGAGAUUUAGUCAAUGUAAGCCACUGGUAUGUUUUGUUUGGCGCACCCAUCUUUAAUAAGGCUUCUUUCAUGAUGUUUACAGAACUGAACUUUAAAAAAUAUUUGAAAUAAUUUUUUUUUCAAAAGAUAUUAAAAUAUUAUUAUUAUUAUUUAAAUUUUAUAUCAUUUUAAGAAGCUACAUUUCAUUGUAUAGGGGGGGUUGACCUUUAGAUUAGAAUAUCACAUAGUUCAGCAGCAUGCAUAAAGGUGUCAUUAAGGGUCAACCUCCUGGGCGUUCUUUUAUUAAAUUUUUAUUACCAACUUUGCAUACUAUGUGUGCUUAAGGGAAAAUCACAUGUUUGGGAUUUAGCCCCAGUCAGCAUUAAGUCAGAUUAUUCCACCAAAUGGAUGGUUGCAUUUUAUGAAUAUAACAAUUCUCAAAGGCUCAAUUUGUUACACACGGAACCAUUUCAGUCCAUAGUUUAUUUCCUUUUUUUUAUAUCAAAUUUAGUGCAUUUUGUAAGUUCAUUGAAAGUUUAUUAAAGACCAAACCCAAUAAUUUUCUGUCUAAAUUUUAUUACAAUACUGACACAGUAGUGUUACAGUAAAAAGCUGUGGAAGACACUAAACAAGAAAAACAAUGUAACAUCAUUUUCUUUAAUAUGUAAAUGUUGAUUUUUAAUGCAUGACUUUAAAAAAUUGAUCUCUUAUUGAGAUUUCAGAUGUUCAUCCAUGUAUCUUUCUGGUAUAAUAUUUAUUGACUAUGUAGGUGAAAAUGUGUUGUAAGCUAUGUCUGUUUAUACUGUAUAUGUUUCUACAUCAGUUGAUAUAUCUUUAUCCAAUUUGACGUGCAUAGUUAUUACACUUCAUUAUCCAGGAGGAAAUACUGAGUAUUUUGGCAUUUUUAAACAUAUCCUGUUCAGGACCAUGGACCAAAAUUUCUUUUUUUAAUGAACUGUAGAAAAAAAAUUACAAAAAAAUGGAUUCAUCUCGACUAAACUUGGUACACUGCAUUUCUAUAUUGAAAUACUGGUGAAUUUGGACUUAUAUUAUUUACCACCUUUGGGACCUAGUCUCUCAUUUAAUUUUUCCAUAUGUAGCCAUAUAAAUACCAGUAGUCGGCUAUGAUAACAAUUUAGGGUUCUACAUAAAUUUUUGGAUCUGGGCCAAACUUGGUAGGCCUAAGCUUCAGAUACCAUUUGCUAGUGGGUUAGAUUCUAAACUAGUAAUACCCACUCCUGAGGCCUAUUUAUUUCUACCUAGGUGUAAAUAAAGAUUAUUGAGAUUCUACAAUUUAUUUUUGUUAUAAAAGCCAAAGCUAUACACUAUACACAUUGGCUUAGUUAAAAAUGUAAGCUUCUACUAGAAUUGUUGCAUCUUGUUUAAACUUGAUAGAGAUACCUGUCAUAAUCCCUUUUAAAAUAUCUGUUAAAUUUUUAACUAUUAAUUUCCAUUCCUUUUUUGGUAGGUUACCAAAUUUUAACUUAAAUAAUACACUAUAUCUUUGGUGUUUUCAACCAAUUUUAAUGGGGAAAUGUUGAAAGUAAAAUAGUCACUGCUGUAAAAUACAUAAUACAAAUUAAAGGACUGCAUUCAAGCCAAGUAAAUGAAUGAAAUAACAAAACGAGGUAUGUGGAAGCUUGAAUAAGAGAACAGGACAAAAAGAUUAGGACAUUUUGGCAUAAAUCCUUCUUCAGCUAACAGUAGACAUUAAAAUAUCACAAAGAACAGAGCACCGUAAGCAACUCAAGAAAUAUCCAUUGUUGUCGCCGGAAGUCAACAGUGGAUAUUUCUUGAGUCCUAAUCUUUUUGUCCUGUUCUCUAAUUCAAGCUUCCACAUACCUUGUUUUGCUGUAAAAUACAGCCGACAUCCCCAAUAGUACAAAUUUAAAAGGCAACAUCUUUGGCCAAAUCCAUCUGGAUAAAUUUGAACUUAUCUGAAUAAGUUUUAUACAGAGCCCCUAUCUUAGGGACAAUUAAAAUGGUCUGUAAUGAAAUGGGCUCCUGCCAGGAAUCCUAAUUUAUUUUAUUUGAUGAGGAGCCAUAGCUUUAACAUUGGUGAAUACCCUUUUUUAAAUAAGACAUCUUUAAAAAGUCAGAUUGUUCUUGAAUUCAUAGUUUUUGGCUGUGCCCAGCUUGAAAAUUAACUGAAACUGGCUUCAAUGUUUACAAGAGUUAAUAAAAAAUCCGGAUUAUUUAUAGGAUAAUAUUUUUAAUUGUGAUUUGUGCUUCAGCAAAGUAUUUUUUGACAGUGUCCUAAAUUUACAUGUUUUCUGAUAAACUUUAGAAUUUGUUUCUUUCACGCAUGGAAACCUGAGCAAUGCCGGUUGAAUUGGCUAGUUAUAAAUAUUGUUAGUAAGUUAGAUAAGGCUCUGACAUAUUACUAUUAUUUAAUGAUUUUUUUUUCUUCAUUAGAGCUAUAGCACAUUGGAUCGUAUCACACCAACGAUAAGUGAAGAGUUAUACCCUACUAGAUAUCCAAGGGGAUCACCUCACAGUAGAGCUUUCCUUGAUGAAGAUAUACGCCAAGCAGCUUUUAGCAAGAGAGACAGUGUGUUUGAUAGAUUUCGGAUUCCUUCAACCACAAGUGUAAAUACGAAAUCGGGAUCUGUAGAAAUUGGUAAUUAAAACAACUUUUCUUAAAAACAGUUAAUAAAAAUAAAAUAACUCCCAGUCAUAAUCUACAUUUGAUAUAUUAUAAGCCAUAUAGAACUAAUUUUUCCUAAGAUCUCUUGUUCAAACUAAAAGUUUUUUAACAAAAACAUAUUUUUUUUUUGUACAGUGAUUAAUCUUCAGAAAGAUCUGCUAAAUUAUAUGAUAGAUUAGCAUACUUCAUUAGUAAAAGCUGAAACUCAUUAAUAUAAAAGUAAACUUUUAGAAAAAUUAAAUCCUUUUUAUUUUUGAAGAAAUCAUCCAUCUCUCUUUUAUCUCUUAGUGUCUGACAGAAGCAGCCCAGGCUCUCCAAUGUUUAUUGACAACAGGGCAUCAAUGAAAUACACUCAUUCACGAAACAGUGAUGAAUAUAUUUACAGGCGGAAAAUGUAAGUGGUGAAUAAAUACUGAUACAUUUAUUGAUUAUACAUCCCAACUGUCAACACAAAAUUUGAUUUUUUUGUUUUACCUCUGCUCCUUUGUGUAAAAAUAUUGUUACAAAUUUUUAGGCUGCCUUUUAUUGAGUAGAAUAGGUUGAAAGUCAUAGAUAAUUAAAAGUUAAGGUAGUAUCUUGUAAUUUUGAGUAACAAUACAUUUUUUUUUCAUUGGCUUCCCUCAUCAAAAUCAUUAAAAAGAUAAAAGUUGUAAAAGAUAUUUAAAGUAAAAACAAUAGAACUUGCUAGACUGCCUCAUUUUAAUUCAACAGUUCCUAUUCUAAAAGCCUACUUGUUUUAUCAACAGUUCCUAUUCUAAAAGCCUACUUGUUUUAUCAACAGUUUCUAUUCUAAAAGCCUAAUUGUUUUAAUUCAACAGUUUCUAUUCUUACAGGCCUAACCAUCAUGAGACAAGGGAUAUAACUUUUGAGAAAAGCUCCAAACCCGUAGGUUUUAAGAUCCAGCGAGGACCAUCGGGAGGCAUUUUUGUGUCUUCUGUUUAUGACAACAGUUUGGCAGCACAGGCUGGUCUAGUCAUUGGUGACCAGUUGCUUGAGGUGAAUGGAGAUCAUAAGCGCAACCAUUUUUUUAAGGCAUCUAACAAGUCAUUUAAUAAACAAGGGUCCGUCUAGGAAUCUCAAGAAAACUGAUUACUAAAGACCUUAAUGUCCAUUUUUUUUAUCAUCUUACCCUGUAUUUAGUUUGUGGUUGUUUCUCAAAAUGAACUAUAUCCAGUUUAUCUUCAAAAUCAAUGCAUUUAUUUACUAAAUAUGUCACAUUGGGCCGUCGAGCAUGAGCUCUUAAUGCCGUUCCCGACACACCUCCACACAGCCCAUACGCGGGGCCUCCCCGACGCCACACCGUGUGGCAGCACUCCAGGGACCUCUCCAGACCUGGACCGCCCCCAUCCGCAACCGAUCGAUCGGAUUUGCGGAUGGAGGCCCGGGGAUGUCCGGUCGGCUUAAAACGCGUUUAAAGCGUUCACAGCCCACUUUCCAGGGAGUCGGGAUGGUGUUUUAACGUCCCAAUAUCUUCCCCCACCCAUCCCGGGGAAGUGACAGAUGCUCUCUAAUAGGGGUUCUACCGUGUGUUCCACCUGGCAACUAGUUUGCAACGUAGCUGGGUAUUUAUAAUCUUCGGCCUGAGGCUUAGCUUCUCGCCUCAUAUCCAUUAGCGGCAACUUGUAAUCAUGAUACCUGCCCUAUCUCUGCCUUUAUUUCAAACUUUAAAACGUCACAGUUGGCAGCCCUGUAGGUGCUAUUUUUUUCCUGCAGGUACCGUGCAUGACCUUGUCUGCCCACUCGGACACGCAAUGGUGGUCUUGUUCCCCGGGUAACGUCGAGGGGGUCAAGUGGCAGACGCCUCCUAAUUGGCAAGCUGCCACAGGCUUUUUAACCAGAGCCCCGGGGAGGCAUCCAUUUACUGAAUUGGCCUCUUUAUAUUUACAUCGUGUUACACCUUUAGACUUGUUGCUAAAUGUAAUUAUUGCAUUUUUUUUUUUUACAUUUAUUAUUAUACAGUGGAAUUAUUUUAUUGUGAAUUUCUGAAUACUCUUCUUGCAACGCAGUUUAUGCAAAGUUGGUGGGGACUUCUAAUUUCACAAAUAAUUUUAAAAUAAUUUUGAUGCCAACUAUAUAGAGUUUUACAGGCCUGAUUACUCAGUCAAAUUGAUUUUAGAAUUAAAUCCCCCCUCAAAUUUUAUUUAAAGUAGAAAAAUAGAAUUUUAGUUUGAACAAUUUAAAAAAUAUUUUUUUAUAGAACUAUAAGAGGCAGCAACUAAACGUUUGCCAUUAAACAACAAAACUUUACUCUAAAUGGGGGAGAUUCAGUUUUCCAUCAAAUUAGCAGAGCUCCAAAAUAUAUAUAUUCUUUUACAUCUUGUAGUUGAAGCUGCAUUGUAAUUUUUAAAAAAAACAAUAAAAACACUACAUUAUGUUUUUAUAUUCCUCUAAGAAGAAAGAGAAAAACAAGCCAAGUUGGCACAUUCUUUUAGGUCAGUAGAUGAUGCCAGCAAUGUUGACCGACAAGAUGAUGCUAGCAACAUUGACCGACAAGAUGAUGCCAGCAAUGUUGACCGACAAGAUGAUGCUAGCAACAUUGACCGACAAGAUGAUGCCAGCAAUGUUGACCGACAAGAUGAUGCCAGCAAUGUUGACCGACAAGAUGAUGCCAGCAAUGUUGACUGACAAGAUGAUGCUAGCAACAUUGACUGACAAGAUGAUGCUAGCAACGUUGACCGACAAGAUGAUGCUAGCAAUGUUGACCGACAAGAUGAUGCUAGCAACAUUGACCGACAAGAUGAUGCCAGCAACGUUGACCGACAAGAUGAUGCCAGCAACGUUGACCGACAAGAUGAUGCUAGCAACAUUGACAUUGUGACAUUUAUAAAAAAAGCAUAAAAAUACCAAAAAUUCAUCCGCUUUUAAAUGAGUAGGAAAACAUUAAAUAAUAUAUUAUGUAUUUGAAACUUCAGGUGUGUGGGAUCAACAUGAGAAAUGCCAACUAUGAACAUGCUGUUACUGUCUUAAGACAAUGUGGUGAUAACUUGACCAUGAAAGUCCAAUAUAAUCCAGAGAGUAAGUUUCAUCUUAUACAAUUUGAAGUUUAAUGGCUGUUCAGUUACUUUUAGAGCUAAUCUAUCAGCUUCGUCUUAAACAUCUAUAUCAUAUGCCAUUUUUAUAUAUUUAGAAUACACUGACCACCAGGAUGUGUCCAGCAGUGCCACUUCCAUCAACUCCACCUCUCUGACUACCUCCCCAAGCCAUUCCAACCAAACCACCAAUGAAAGAUCCACAGCCAAACGUCAGCCAAGUCCUACUAAAGGCAGAACUCAAGGGUAGGUGUUUGGCAAUGUGAAUUAAAUGGCAUUAAGGCUUACACAAAAAUUUCAUUAUUAAAUAAUGUCUAUCCUUAACGUAAACUUAGUGAUAUCAAAGAACUCCAUUAAAAUACAUUUUAAAAUUUAUUUUCAUAAUUAACUUAAUUUAGAUUAUCUUUAUUAGAAAUUUAAUAAUUUAAAAUUAGUAAAAUGCUCAAAGUUCAACAGGUAACUAUAAAAUUAUUUGUAUCUCUUCUUUUAUUGCAUUAUUUUAUUAUGCUUGCUCCUAUUUGUUGCCAUUUUAUUCACUUCAUGUUUUGGCCAAUUUUGUAUGGUUGGGUGGUAAGAUCACCUGUAACUAUCUCUGGUUCACAGAAAGCUGAAAAUUGGUACGAGGGUCGCUUUUUAGCUAUCAAAAUUUAGGCUAACCUCAAUUUACCCGUUUUAAAAUGUAAUUAUAUACAUUUCAAAUUGGUAGUAACAGCAGUUUGGCAGGGUCUAAUAGUUUAAUGAUGCAUAUCGAGCGGUAACUUGUGUCCACAAUCCAUCAUUUCCUUUUCUUGCACGCCUCUGAACAAAAUUUAAAAUUUGCAAGCUCAAUGCUAAGAAAAAAUUUGUUCAUAAAAGACAUUUUUUUUUUCUCUUUUGUUGUUGCCCACCAAAGUGCUGCAUGUUAAUCUAUCUAAAGUUUUCAAUGAGUGUUUUAAUGUCAUGACACAAGGCAUUAAGGAAUUAAACUCUACAAGGUUAGACGUCAAAAGCUUUAAUUAAAGUCAUAUAUAAGUACUCUACAAAACUACCUUGGCUUGAAGAACUAUUUGAAGCAAAAUGCACUUGUAAAACUAAGAUAAUUUUGGAGGAUACAUCCCACCCUCUUCAUCACAGAUAUUUAAGAUCAGCCUCAUCUUCCCCUCAAAGCUAGGUCCCAAGAUACCUGGCUUUAUCAAAAUAAAACAAUCAAAUCAGUAUUGUCCCUAAGGGAGAGAGGUUUUAUUGUAUAUGAUGGCUGGCGUUUGCGCUUGAGAAAUACAUCAGAUGUCUCGCGUUUAAAUUGUUCAAGUUUCCAAAUGUCGUCUUGGUACAAGUGUUGAAAAUGAAUGUGUACAAUUUAAUCAAAACACAUUUCCAUUUAUUUGGAUCGAUAAAAGAACCUUGUAUCCCAAAUGUAUAAAUUGGGUAAAUUUCAUUGUUAUUAUUUUCUCAUUUCAGUUCGGGUGACAUCAAUGUGGAUAUUCGCCGCUACAUUACACUUAAGAAAAGUAAUCCCAACAUGAUAGGGCCUGGUUUCUCAUUUGUUGGUGGCAAUGCAGUGGGGAUUUUUAUAGAAGAAGUCUAUCUAGACUGUUUCGUUGGGGGAACACAUUCACUGCAGAGAGGGGACCAACUUUUAGAGGUUUGAUUUUUUACAAUUGACUUAAAGUAUUUAGUUAAUUUCUAACACCCUUAAGAAAAGGCUUUAAUUCUGAAAGAAUAGAAUUAGUUUGCUUUUGUUGAGUCAAGCUGCUAAAUAAGUAUUAAGCUUCAUAUCAAAACAAAUUCUUUCAGGAAAGAAUUGGAUAUUAGUACUCUUUCGUACUAUAUUAUAUUCUCUGUAAAUCAAACUAAAGCUAUUUGACUGUUUAUCGAACAUACUGAUAUAGUAACAGAGACAAACUUUGUCAGUGCAAAAUGCAUGGAGAUAAUUAAAAAUAUUACGUUUUAUUUUUAAAUUCAUACAUAGAUAUGCAGUAGAGCAUAGAUUUUCUUAUCUCAGAUUAUCUAAAAAUUGUCAGAAAUACUGUCCCUGCAUUUUAUAAAUUAUUAUUAUCCCAAACAUCAUGUGCAACUCUGGAAAAUAUGAUCUGUAAACUUUUUAAUUAACCCUCGAACUGUGGCAUGCAUCAUUCUGUGGUGUGGAGCUUUUCAGAGCUUUUUGAGUGCCUUUUGACAUUGCGUUAAAGGACAUAGAAAUAUUGAUACAAGAUCCCUAUAAGUAUGUAUUUUUAUAAAGGUAACUGGAUGGGAUAAAGUUGGCCAUAUUGCCCACCAUGUAAAAAAAAUUUUGCUCCGUGUCCUUGACAUUGGACUUCUCAAGAAAAUAAAAAUCGACAAAAUUUCUUGCUUUCAAGUGCUAAUAACAUCAUUAAAUUUUAUAGAUACACUUAAAACACAAAUCUAAAUGUUGUAGCCAAUUCAUUUAUCUAUCAGAAAAUGUAUAGUUUGCUAAGGAUGAUUGAAUUUUUCACAAUUACACAUCUGAAAGCAAUUUUAGUAAUUUUAGGUCAUUUAUAUAAGAAACUGGGACCACUGCUAAAACAAAGUACAAAAUACAAAAUCUCUGGCAAAAAAGUUAUUAUUGACUAGUAAACAUUUAAAAAGGAACUGUGGAUCUGAUAUGGGUUGUUAACAUAUAAAAUGUAUUAGCUCUGAUCUAUAAUCUGUAGCUUCUGUGACUAAAAUUCAGUCAGUCCUUGCUCAACCACCGUGCCUGGCUCGAAGUCAAACAGUAGCCUCAGUAGGCCUACUUCAGUAUCACUAAGACUAGUAUCAGAUUCACGAAAAGAAGAAUCUGAAAUGAGAUGUCAUGGGGAUUGUUAAAAACAUCAUCAGUAUCACUUAAAUCCUCUCCUAAAAAGCUUUCAAAAAUAUUUUUAUUAGUUCUCACACUAUAGGCCCGGCCAUAGCUUCCGCCAUUUUUGCUUUUAAAAAAACAGCGAUAUAAAAUUCCGAUUAAAAAGUAUUUAUUGUUAAGUUAUCAAGAAACAGCUUGAACCGGAAGUUGAUUUAGUUAUUAAUAAAAGGUAAUGGCUCCGAUUUGGGUUAAAUAUUGGAUUGGAAGUUGCUAUCGGACUGUGUUUUUUAUCGGCCGAAUUUUUUGGCUGCCACAGCAUGGAACGAGAAUGUUGGCUAAUUUCGUCAGCUGACCACAGUUCAAGGGUUAAUGUUUAGCACAGAAUACAAGCCUGCAAGGACAAAAUGAGCUCUGUUUAUAUUCUAAGCUCCGGUCAUCUAAAAUAACCUAUUGACAUCAAAACAAAUAUGUUUAUAUUUUUACAUUAAUCAGCUGACCCCAAUUGACCAUGUGAUAUGAUUAAUUCACUGUACAAUAAAGCACCAUAUGUGUAUAAUGAUAGGGCAAUGGUCAUCAACCCACAGCUCUUUUCAUUAUUAAAUAAAUUUUUUUUAUAAAUAAUGCCAUUUUAGCAAGGAACUAGCUGCAGUUACUAUAGUGUAUUACUAAUACAUACUGGGUAUCUAAUCUUAGGACAUUAGUCUAAGUUUUAUGCGGCUGACAUCUCAAUCUUAUUUUGAAGACCAAACAUCAAUUAGUGUACACAUGUUGUUCAAUUCUAAUAAACUUGUGGUCGUUAAAACUCUACUGGUACUCAUAGUUUGGGAUUCAAUCUCAGGCAUUGAGUUUUUUUACCUCAUCGAAUUUUUUUUAAUACAUUUUGUUUUUCAUUUGAAAAGAUAUUUUAUAAUUAAAUUAUUAUAUUCAACUGAAAAAAUUGUAAUUUAUUUUGUCAAACUGGAAAAAAAAUUAUAAUUUAUUACUGUGAAAUAUUUUAAAAGUACAUUAUGUGCUCAGGUUUAGUGUUGUAACCUUUACAAUUAAAGAUGAGCCUGCCAUUAAACAAUUGGCCCUAUCUGCGGGCCCCCAAAAUGUCUUCCUAGCGGAUAUAACUUAGAAAAUGUCUCUCUUCGCUUAAAAAAGGUUGAGACCCCUGCUAUGGCGUAAGACAGGAUUUUAUUUUAUUCACUAUCUUCUUACCUUGGGAGCGUUUGCUUAUCUGAAAAGUAAUAGGUUAUCCAAACAAGCCCAGGUCCCAAUUAGUUUGGAAAAUCGACACUCUUCUUUAAUGGCCACCUGAGACAUAAUCCUCAUCUUGAGUUAAACUUAGAAAAUAAUGAUGCAUCAUGGUCAUGGUGGGGGUUCUAUUUUGGUUUACUUCUGAACAAUAAUCUAUAAUUAGAAUCAGAUAUAUCUAUGCCAGGUUUAUGUUAUGGAAACCCAUCACAAGUUUCACUAGCAUUUAACCUGUUAGAUAUACUUUCAAACAUCACAGCCGGUACAUGGUACUUUUGUCAUUUCAGUUUAACUCAGUGGACUUCCGUGCCGUAACAGCUGAGAAAGCCAUGAUGGAACUAAAUCUGCCUUGUGCUACAAUGCAGCUUUGUGUAUUUUACAACUUUGCUAGUAAGUCAAUAUGUCAGGUUGAAUAUCAGCAGCAACCAGGCUAGGAAUGUUUUCAUUGAAUUUUUCCUAAUUUAUUUGUGCAAGUUUAUUUGCUUAUUUUGUGUGCAUAUGUCACGAUAGAUUAGACAGAUAUUUUUAUCACCUCACCAGUUAGCAGCCGAUUCUGACUUUAGAUGGCUAAUAUCUAUUGAGUUUACCGCCACUUCACCAGUUAAUAACACAUUUCUUGAUAUAACUUUUUUUUUUAAAUGUCAUUUUGUAUGCUUUACAACCUUUCUAGUUUGAGUGAGUUUUUCUCUCUUUAUAGUUAGAUAAUGCAUAUGAAAAACAAAAAUUAGGAUAUUUAAAAUAUUUUUUUAGUGUCCAAUUCUCCUGGAAAUUUUAAAAAAUAUUUUGAUUAUAGCCAGUUGUUAUUUUUUUCAGACCUUAAUACAUUAACACCUAAACAUUUAUUGAUUUGUUAUUUCCCUGAGAUUCUGUCUCAGAUUAAUUGACACAUAAAAGAGGUGGUCUUAAAUGUCCUGAUACUUGUUUCUUUUACGUGUAUAUGCAUGCUGUAAAUAUGUUUUUAUUUUUACAUUGAUUAUCUUCAUACAUAAAUCAGAUUUAUAUUAUGUGUAUAUUUAUUCACUUUUUGGGGUUUAAUUUGGAUAAAAACUUUGUAUGAUGUUUCAGAAAGAAGUUUUGGGGAAGAAAUAUGUUAUGGGCAUACUUAUUAAAAAGAGAUAAGUGACUACAUUUGCUUUAAUUGCUGUUAUUAAACGGUACUAAAAGUCCAUGUUAACACAUCAUAGAUUAUUUUUGUGUUGCUUAACUUUCAGAAUACAACAAAAUUCAAGGCAUACCUUGCGAUAGCUUCUAUAUUAGGGCUAACUUCGAUCGCCUCAGUGAGAAUGAUGAGGAACUGGGAUUCCGCAAGGAUGACAUCUUGUAUGUUGACAAUAGCUUGUACAAGAAUCAAUUGGGCACAUGGUUCGCCUGGCUAGUUGAUGAACAAGGAACAAAGCUGAAAGGUGGCGUAGUCCCAAGUCGUAUUAGGUAAUAUUUUCACACAUUAAUUUUGAAAAGGUAAAAUUUAUUAACAGUCAUGUUACAUCAAUACCUUCGCAAUGUCUUCUUGAUAAAUCAGUUUUAAUAUUAGCGUUAGUUGCUUAUGUCCAUAAAGCUUAAAUCAAGUUAAAAUUCAACAUGCAGUUACCAAAUUUAAAGUACUAUUAUACUAUUACUUUUGGACCAAAUUCAACUGGUGCUCAUAUGCAUGCUAUGGGUUUAAUUACAAUCAUAGUUUUGAGAGUUUAAUAUUCAUUAAAAUGUCUAUUCCCUCCGCGUUGGUUUUCUAUGAAGGUUGUAUUGCCCUUCAGAUUAAGAUGUUUUCCAUUUAAGGAUUAAAACAUCACUGCAGGUUUUUCAUUUUUUAUUUUCCUCCUGCUUUCUCUCCGCCCCCAGACUGGAGGAUGAAAUGGUUCUAAGAAGGACAUAUUCUGAGAGCUGGAGUCUCCAUGAAUCUGAAGACCUGAAGGGCUCGAGAAGAGGUUCAGCAUCAGCCAGGCGGAGCUUCUUCCGCAGAAAACGUCACCAUCGCAACAACUCUAAAGAAAGCCAAGAGUUUGGCUCAUUUUCUGAUGCUUCUCUCAAUAGUGAUUCUGUGCCCAUUCUUGAUGGUAUGGACUCUUUGCCAUAUUUAAUGGGCAAACAUGAGGGCUAAAAGGCUCAUAUCAAAUGUUGAUACUCAUUUCCACAAUUAAUUUCUUACUCAUGGGGAAUUUAAGCAUUAAAAUAUAGGAGUGUUAAACUGAAAAAGAUUUAAACAAUUUUGGUGAAGAAUUUUCAACGUAUUUUCGAUUCAGUACAAAAGAUUUUGUUUUUAGUUUAUUUAUAUUAAGAUUGGCAAAGUCUAUACAUUUCAGUUGGCUCUUUGACAAUGCUCAAAACAGUACUGACUGUUUAGACUGCAUAGAAACAUACAGGCCAAUGUUUUUGUUUUUCCUAUUAUAAUUGAAGCCAUCAACUUUUUAAAAAAAGCUGUAUAUUAUAUGAGCUUUUUAUUAUUAAUGGAUAUUAUAUGAAAUAAAGUGCGGCCACACAAUCAUAUGUGGCCUGCUUUCGCGAAAGGAUUUUCAUUCAUUAAGAAAUAUUCUCCUAUCAAUUUAUGAAUACCGUCGCACACUUUUUAAAAAUUGUUCCAUUUAAUGAAGCUAUAUCAUGUAUAUUUUUUCAAACGUAAAUAAACAAAAUAUUUUGAAUGAAAAAUGGGUUGCAUUUAUGUCUCUUAGUUGCCUUAGCCAAUGGCUGAUAGCAUAUUGUGAGAAAUAUGAUUUUGUAAACAAUGCUAUAUUUAAAGAGGGAUUUUCAUUUUUUAAUAUUUUUUUUUACCCUAUGCUUUUGCCUUAAAUAUUUUCUGAUUGGUUUAUAAAAAUAAAUACUGUGCUUCAAGAAGGGAAAGAUUUUCUGCCUUUAAGUUCGAUGCAUAACCUGAUGGGGCACGGCGCAGGAUAUUGAAUGAAGAUACGCUUAAUAAAAAGCUCAAUAUUUGGGUAAAAGUGUGAAGGCAUUUUAACAAAUGGUCAUUCAAAUAAUUAUUUUAAAAUAUUUCUAGGUUUAAUGAAAUAUAAUUAGCACUAUAAUAUGAUUUAAAAUUGGAUAGCCUAUCUAAUUAAAAAAUAAUUUUAUUUUCUCCCAGAUCAACCCCAACCUCUUAAAAACGCUUGUAGCUGGGAGCAGCUCUAGGGACUUAUCUAACCUUUCUUAAUUUAUCAUUUUAUAUUAAAUUAUUAUGCUAUUUUAACAUCAAUAUUUAAAAAUGUUCCUUUUACCUUCUGUUAAUUUUUUUAAAAUUAUUUUAUGUCAUUCAUAGAUUCUAUUCUGGGGUAUACUCAAGUAGAAAAGAUAGAAUGUAAGUAUGAGUUGUAAUGUCUUAAUUUUAAUCAUCCCAUGAUAACUGUUAUAUCAUUUAUUGAUUUGCCUAGGAAAACAGUCAAAUCAUGGUCACCUGGUCCUGUCUAUAUACAGAUUUAAUGCAUCUCGAGACAGCUACACCUGUACAGAGAAUGACAGUAAUGAUAAUGAUCUUUCUAUGGUUUCAGUUAAGACAGUUCGACCUGUGGUACUGUUGGCACCCUUAGCUGAAGCUCUUAUAAGAAAACUGGAAUCAGAAUCCCCAGAUAAAUACAGAUAUUGUGAGCCAAGUAAGUUAUUUUACAUUUAAUGUUGUCAUAUAGACAUUUUUUAAAUAUACUAAUGUUUUCUCUUUGCGGGGGGGGGGGGGGCGCACUCUAUAACUGUCAUUCUUUAACAAAUCAGGAAAUGAGUAAAACAAAGUAUUUUCAAACUUGAAAAAAGGAACUCAACAAAACAACCAACGUGUCGCAAAGAAAUCUUCGUUUGCGAACAAACAACAGAAUAAAUAGAAUAAAAUUAAAAAAUAGCACUUAGCUGAGAAGUAGUAUCCGAGAGGGCUGCAAAAGAAUUGUGGAAUUGUAAUCUCUCCCCUUAUGACCAUUAAACAAUUAUAAUGCAUCUUCGUUUACAAUGCAGUAUACUUUAGAAACUAGCUGGAGCUUAUGUAAAAUAUGGGAAGAGGUGCAUAAUCUUCAAUAAUAAUUCAAGAUGGUGCUCAUUUAUCCACCAAUGCUUGACUUGAUUGUUUUGACUUUUGAUGUGUUGUUUUUGUGCAUUUUUUGCGUGUGAUGGGAAGCAGCGAAGUCAUUUUUAAAAAAAUUAAAUCAAAACUCUUUAUAAAAUCUGUAAGUAGGUUUUUACAAAAACCUUAAGAAUCUGUUUCCUUUAACGUAUGCCAAUCUAAUCCUUAACAGCUCCAACGAAUAACUCUCCUGCCACUUUGGAGCAGUCAUUAGCAGAGGGUGUAUUAGUUGACUUCUGGAAAGAAGAUGAUAGCUACCAGUGUAUCAAAGCCUCAGCCAUCAAAGAAAUCUGUGAUAGUGUGAGUAAACUUGGUUGUCUGGCAGGAUUGGUCAGUUACAAGUUGUGGUUAAUUUCAUUAUUUUAAAUCAUUCAAAAAAAUUUUUUUUUUUAAAUUUAUUUAACUUGUUCAAUAUUUAAUGCAAACCACCCAGGAAUCACAUUACUUUUUGUUUAAAAUCUUGAACCACAGAAUGUCCACUGCCUUCUCAGUGUCAGCCCAUCAGCCAUAGCAAGACUUCAUCAGUCAAAAGUAUAUCCCAUUGUCAUCUUUGUGCACCAUAAAAGUGCAAAACAAAUAAGGUGGGCUUAUAAAAAAAAAUAUAUGUCUUUUUUGUUUUGUUUUGUCAUCAAAGUAUUGUAUUGAAAGAAGCCUAAUCAUUCUUUGUGAUUUUUUUUAUAUCUACUCUUUGGUGUUAGCCUGCUGUAUCUGUAUUGUCAAAUCAAAAUAACCCAAAAUGCAGAUUUACGUUAUUGCAAGAGUAGGGAUUGGAAUAUACUUGGUGCAAACUUAUACCGAUUCUUUUUCCUGGUCUGGCCGUGUGUACUUUUUAUAUUUAUAAUCACAAAUAUUUUUUUUUUUUAUAUUGAAAGAUCUUAAUAAAAACAGCAUAAAGUAUAUACGAAUUUGAUAGAUGAAGUUUCGGGGCUUUUGGUAUUUUGAGAUGCUUUCUUAUUUCAUGGCCUAAGCCAUAGCUUCAUAUGAAAGUAACCACAGCUUUGUAUGUUUGCCUAUGAUUUUAGAGAUAUUCGAGACCCCCAGUUUUUAAAGGACAGAGCCACCAAUAAGUGGGCCAAAGAACAGUUUGAAAGUUUCCAAAAAAUGGAACAGGAUUAUCAUCAUCUGUUCACAGGUAAUUUUUUUUUUUUUCAUUCUCUAUCAGUCUUGUGAGUUUUAUAUUUUCUCACUUCCUCCUGGUUCCUUCAUAAUCUAAUAUGAAACAGAAAUUACAUUAAUCCAACCACUUUAAAUUAUCAAUGCUAGGGAAAAUAGAAAUAUUAAGCUUUUAUGUUUCUAUUUACAGAAAUGAAAUUUUGUUAAAGAAAUUUGUUGCCAAUAGUAUGCUAAAUAGUGUUUAGUGCUUUUCAUACUCCCUGAAGUUGCUUGUGCUAUAGUAAUGAAACAUUUAUUUUUUUCUCCCUGUCAAUCAUCUGAAUUGAUUUUUCAGCUAAAAUACAAGGAGGUAACCUAGCCGAAAUGUGCAUGCAGAUCAAGAAUUCAAUCUCGAUAGAGCAGAAGAAAGCUAUAUGGGUGACAACAAACAUAUAUUAGUAUCCUAGGCCUGGCAGCAAGGGACAGGCUAACAGACUAAAUGAAAAUGUUUGGAAGUACGGCGGAAUAGAUGAAAACUGGCAACAAAAAUGCCAGAAUAUUAAAAUGAUUUUGUGAAGGUCAGGGUGAAAACAUGUUAUUUAGUUUUCAAUGUUCUGUUGGAAGCUUACUGUGAAUCCUGGUUCUAAUCUUUUGUUCAGAAGUAGUUGCUAGUUAUUUUUGCUAACCUGUAGAGAGAGAGACAUUGUAACUUCAGCUUUAGUUGGAAAAUGUGCUUCAUCAUAUGUUUUGUUAUGAUCAUGGGAGAUAGACAGCAGAGGAAUGGUUGCACUUUAAAAAUAAGUGAAGGCAAAUUAUUUUGUUGUAUUUUCCCCCCAUGAAAAUAUACUUUUGCUAUAAUAGUUGAGUUCUACGCCUGAUUAAUUGAUUGCUAUAAGUUGAAGGAUCCUACUGGGAAAUAACAAUGAUAAUGAGAAUAGAACUUUCAAGGACUCUGGUUUUAGAUGUAAAAAAAAACAAACUAAAAUUUGGAUGAGCUCUUGGAAUCAACUGUGAAGACUUUCUGACAUCAUUCCUUUGUUUGGUUCUCCUACAAAAAGACAUUUUGAUGUUAUUGUUUACAUAUUGGCCACCAAAAAGGGGCACUCACUCAAGGAAAAGUUUGAUCAUGACCUUGUACCCUCAUGAAAUAUUUGAGGAAUCCUCAACACUAUGGACAGUUACUUAAAAAUGUUUGGUGCUUGCCUUUCAUGAUCUCAUGUUAGAAAACAAAUGUAUGUAUAAGUUAAUUACAGCAUACUUCAAUAACACAUUGUGUACAGUUUUGUAAGGAAUUUCAGUCAUUGGACGCAGCAGUUCCCCCACUGUAUAUUUGGUCUGUUGUUAAAUAAUGAACUGUCCUAUGUCAGGUCAUCUUUCCUAUGUCAGGUCAUCUUUCCUAUGUCAGGUCAUCUUAGCUAUCUUAAGUAAAUGAAGGGAAAAUGAAACUAAAAUAUAAAAGACAAAAACUUUGAUAUUUGUCUCAUAGAAACUAACUGCACUUUCUGUUAUAGAAACUAACUUCACUUUGUCUCAUAGAAACUAACUUCACUAACUUCACCUUGUCUCAUAGAAACUAUAACUUCACUUUCUGUUAUAGAAACUAACUUCACUUUGUCUCAUAGAAACUAACUUCACCUUGUCUCAUAGAAACUAACUUCACUUUGUCUCAUAGAAACUAUAACUUCACUUUCUGUUAUAGAAACUAACUUCACUUUGUUUCAUAGAAACUAACUUCACUUUGUCUCAUAGAAACUAUAACUUCACUUUCUGUUAUAGAAAC